Messenger RNA from Jaculus jaculus (lesser Egyptian jerboa), 1197 nucleotides. RefSeq names its product lipase family member N (gene Lipn). Lineage: Eukaryota; Metazoa; Chordata; Mammalia; Rodentia; Dipodidae. The transcript is spliced from 9 exons. The record is from RefSeq and is a predicted model, not a curated record. Gene Ontology annotation, molecular function: hydrolase activity, acting on ester bonds. Bases 1 to 1197 code for a protein of 398 amino acids.
AUGAUGUGGCUGUUUUUAACAGCAGCCUACUUAAUGUAUGGAGCAUUAAAUGCUGAUGGAGUAUUGGAUCUACAAAAUGAAGUGAACCCAGAAGUAUGGAUGAAUGCUAGUGAAAUCAUCACCUACAAUGGCUACCCAAGCGAAGAGUAUGAAGUCACCACAGCAGAUGGGUACAUACUUGCCAUCAACAGAAUACCCCACGGGAGAACACAGGCUGGGAGAGCAGGCCCCCGGCCAGUUGUGUACAUGCAGCAUGCAUUAUUUGCAGACAAUGCCUACUGGCUUGAGAAUUAUGGCAAUGGAAGUCUUGGAUUCAUCCUAGCAGAUGCAGGUUAUGAUGUGUGGAUGGGAAACAGUAGAGGGAACACUUGGUCAAGAAGACACAAGACACUCUCCACAGAUGAAGAGAAAUUCUGGGCCUUCAGCUUUGAUGAAAUGGCCAAAUAUGAUCUCCCAGGAAUAAUAGACUUCAUUGUAAAGAAAACUGGUCAGGAGAAGUUGUAUUUCAUCGGACAUUCACUUGGCACUACCAUAGGGUUUAUAGCCUUUUCUACCAUGCCUGAACUGGCACAGAGAAUCAAAAUGAAUUUUGCCUUGGGUCCUGUGGUCUCAUUCAAAUAUCCCACAAGCAUUUUUACCAGUUUUUUUCUACUUCCAAAUUCCAUAAUCAAGGGUAUGUUUGGGACCAAAGGUUUCUUUUUAGAAAAUAAGAAUGCAAAGAUACCUUCUAUCAAAAUCUGUAACAAUAAAGUACUCCGGCCAAUGUGUCGUGAAUUUAUGUCCUUAUGGGCUGGAUUCAAUAAGAAAAACAUGAACAUGAGUCGGCUGGAUGUAUACAUGUCUCACGCUCCCACUGGGUCAUCAAUUCAGAAUAUCCUGCAUAUCAAACAGCUUUACCGAUCUGAGGAAUUCAGAGCUUAUGACUGGGGAAGUGAAGCUGAAAACAUGCAUCAUUACAAUAAGAGCCGUCCUCCACUCUAUGACCUUACUGUCAUGAAGGUGCCCACCGCUAUCUGGGCAGGAGGACAAGAUGCCCUUAUAACACCUCAGGAUGUGGCCAGGAUUCUCCCCCAAAUCAGCAAUCUUUGCUACUUCAGACUGUUUCCAGACUGGAACCACUUUGACUUUGUCUGGGGCCUUGAUGCCCCUCGGCGGCUAUAUAGUGAAAUCAUAAGUUUGAUGAAGGAGUAUCUGUAA